Messenger RNA from Linum trigynum, 1118 nucleotides. The record is from the annotation of a GenBank genome assembly. Lineage: Eukaryota; Viridiplantae; Streptophyta; Magnoliopsida; Malpighiales; Linaceae.
GCAGACUGGGGAAAGCUGUCCCAGAACAGAACAACAACUUGGAUAGCAAACACAAUACACAUACAACAAUGGGUUCCCAAUCUUGUCCCAGCAAGCUCCCACUCUUAGAUUUCUCUAAGCCAGAAUCCACAAAAUCAGGCAGUUCAGAGUGGGAAUCUCUGAAAUCACAAGUCCGCGAGGCGCUGGAAGAGUACGGCUGCUUCGAGGCCUGCUUCGACAAGAUUCCUUCGGACCUUCUCAAAGCCGUUUUCCGAUCGAUGGACGAGGUUUUCGAGCUGCCAUUGGAGUCCAAGCUGCAGAAUGUGUCCGAGAAACCCUACCACGGUUACGUAGGGCAGCAUGCUCAAGUCCCGCUGUACGAGAGCUUGGGGAUCGAUGAAGUCAUGGUGGCUGAAAGGGUUGAAGCUUUUGCCAACACCAUGUGGCCUCAAGGGAACCCAACCUUCAGGAAAACAAUCGAGUCCUACGCGGAGAAACUUUCAGAACUGGAGAAAACCGUAAGGAAAAUGAUUGCGGAAAGUUUUGGGCUUGAGAAAUACAUCGAUGAACAACUCAACUCCACAAAUUACCUACUGCGGUUCUCGAAAUACAACGGGCCGAACACCCCUGAUACCGAAAUCGGUCUUUCCCCUCACACAGACAAGAAUUUGGUAACCAUAUUGCAUCAGAAUCAAGUUGAGGGACUGGAACUGCAAACCAAAGAUGGCAGUUGGAUCAAAUUCCAGCCCUCUACUCCAAACUCUUUCAUCGUUAUGAUUUCUGAAUCUUUUACUGCGUGGUUGAAUGAUCGACUUAGUGCAACGUGUCAUCGAGUUAUGAUGUCUGGAAAUGAGGCCAGAUAUUCUUUGGGUUUAUUCUCAUACCCAAAAGAUGGCUCUAUUAUAGAAGUCCCAGAAGAAAUGGUUGACGAAGAACACCCCUUGCUGUUCAGGCCCUUUCAUUAUGAGGAAUUUCUUUCGUUUUACUACACUAAAGCUGGCCAAGCAGCACCUUCCGCUUUGCGUGCAUUUUGUGGAAUGUAAAGAGUUCUGAUAUGAACUUAAUCCGAGCUAAUCGGGGAGAGUAAAAUCUGAAUCUAAAGGAUUUUUAGUGGAUAUGAAUAAAAUUUGAAUCUGAAU